Molecule: messenger RNA, 1916 nt
Organism: Syngnathoides biaculeatus (alligator pipefish)
Lineage: Eukaryota; Metazoa; Chordata; Actinopteri; Syngnathiformes; Syngnathidae
Exons: 4
Coding region: 247-1173 (308 amino acids)
Source: RefSeq, a predicted model, not a curated record
CUUCCCAUGAUGCAUUGUGGCGAAGCAGCGACGCAUGCGCACUUGUAACUACCGGCUCGACGUCUGAUGAGUAGGAAUACAAAAAUCUAAUGGAAAAUAUUUGGAGCGGAGCGGAGGAAUGAGGGGGGAAAUGAGCGAUGUUUUUUUUUUUUUUUCCCGAGCUAGCAAGAUAAUAGACUAGCCGAUGUCAUUAGCCUCAAGUGACCAGCCGACACCUUUUGCUUAUUUGACUUGAUUAGCAUCUAAAUGUACCUUCUUUCUACUGUAGUCGCCUCAUUGGUCGUCUUUUUUCUCUUAAAAUGGAUGAAAAAAAGACGCUACUGCACCGACCUCAAACGACUGGACGGCAAAACUGUUCUAAUUACCGGCGGGAGCUCCGGCAUCGGCAAGGAGACGGCCGUGGCGUUGGCCACGCGGGGCGCACGUGUGGUGGUCGCCUGCCGCGACGCCGACAAGGCGGAGAAGGCGGUGCGAGAGAUCAAGUUCCGUAGUCGCAGUCUGGCUGUGGUCCGCAUGGAGCUGGACCUGGCCAACCUGCGCUCGGUGCGCGACUUCUGUAAGAGCUUCUUGCAGUGCGAGAGGAGACUCGACAUCUUGAUCAAUAACGCAGCCAUGCCGGGCGUGCUGGACUGGACGGACGACGGUUUCAGCAUGUGCCUGGGCGUCAACCACCUGGGCCACUUCCUGCUCACCAACCUGCUGCUGGGCCGGCUGAAAGAGUGCGCCCCCAGCCGCGUGGUCACGCUCACCUGCUCUAGCUACAAGUACCAGAAACUGGACUUCCAGGACCUCAACUACAACCUGCUGCCCUUCUUCACCUACUGCCGCAGCAAGCUGGCCAACGUGUACUUCAGCCACGAGCUGGGCCGCCUGACGCAAGGGAAGGGUGUCACCUCGUACGCCGUGCACCCCGGCUUCGUGCAGAGCGAGUGGACGUGUCACUACUCGUUCUUAUUCCGGGCUCUGAUGCGGGUCCUCAUGGGGUUGUUCUUCGUGCCCUGCGAGGCAGGCGCUCAGACUGUGGUCUACUGCGCCGUGUCCGACGAGGCGGCCAAUCAGGGAGGCGGAUACUUUGCGGACUGUCGGCUGGCCGUCCUGAGACCGUUUGCCCGUGACGCCGGCGUGGCCAAGAAAUUGUGGGAGGCCAGCGAGAGGCUCGUCAAACUGGCGUGACAAUUUAUUUAUUUUUUUUAAUGUUUUGCCAUGGUUUUAAAAAAGUAUCCUGAGUACAUUGUGUACAAAGUACUGUGAUAUUUCACAGUAUUCAUUGUUUCUUUGAAAAGAAAAUCAAUCAUUUUUGUUAAUGCAAAGUCUGGCUGAGGUUUUUUUUUUUUGGUCAUCCACUGGAGCAAACUCAUCCAUACAUUUUCUGAGCUGUUUAUCCUCACAAGGGUCACAGGAGUGCUGGAGCCUAUCCGAGCUGUCAAUGGGCAGGAGGCGGGGUACACCCUGAACUGGUUGCCAGCCAAUCGCAGGGCACGUGGAGAAAAACAGCCGCACUCGCAAUCACACCUAGAGGCAAUUUAGUGUCCAAUUAAUGUUGCAUGUUUUUGGGAUCUGGGAGGAAACCGGAGUGCCGGCGGGGCCGGGAUCAAACCCUGGACCUCAGAGCUGUGAGGCCAAUGCUCUAACCAGAUGUUCCACCGUGCCGCCCUGGAGCAUUAUUAGAAUUAAUGUAUUUUGCAUUUUGUUUUAUACCAGUAUCUGUAUUUUAUUUGUCUGUCAAUCGAAAUGGGCUGUAAUUACCUGUUGUACAUAGACAUAUAUGUUACAAGUAGUGUAAUAUAUUACAACAUAAAAAUGAAAAUGUGAAAAAAGUGAAAAUUAAAUACAUAUUUUCCAAUAUGUAUAUAUAUAUUGUGUCUUGUGUGUAUAAUUUUAUUGUAGUAUUUGUAAAAAAUAUAUUCCAACACAAU